Messenger RNA from Pleurotus ostreatus (oyster mushroom), 1515 nucleotides. RefSeq lists its product as uncharacterized. The transcript has 3 exons. Gene Ontology annotation, molecular function: phosphatidylinositol binding; ubiquitin binding. Gene Ontology annotation, biological process: Golgi to endosome transport; Golgi to vacuole transport; protein transport to vacuole involved in ubiquitin-dependent protein catabolic process via the multivesicular body sorting pathway. The record is from RefSeq and is a predicted model, not a curated record. Lineage: Eukaryota; Fungi; Basidiomycota; Agaricomycetes; Agaricales; Pleurotaceae. Gene Ontology annotation, cellular component: trans-Golgi network. Bases 1 to 1515 code for a protein of 504 amino acids.
AUGCUGAACACUCCAAUUGGCACCAGCUGGUCCAGAGUGUCCCCCAUAGAACUUCUUGUCACCAGAGCUUGCGAUCCAUCUCUGCACGAACCAAACUAUGCUUCUCACAUCGAGGUCGCAGAAUACAUUAAUACCAAAAAGGCCAACAACCCGCGAGAGGCAGCGAUGCUGAUAGCUCGCCUGGCGAACCACAGAAACCCCCACGUCGCCGUUCUCGCCCUUGCGCUCCUCGACACCCUCGUCCAAUCGUGCGGCUACCCAUUCCACCUCCAAAUUUCCACCAAAGAGUUCCUCAACGAGCUCGUCAGACGCUUUCCCGAACGCCCCCCGCCAUUCCCCGGCCCAGUCAUGAGCCGUAUCCUCGAUCUCAUUCACACGUGGAAGGAGACGAUCUGCACGGAUUCGCGGUGGAAAGAGGACUUGGGCAAUAUCAGGGAUAUGCACCGGUUGCUGUCGUUCAAGGGAUACCGCUUCCGUGACUUCCCUCGGGCGCAACAGCCAGAGACUGCGGCCGUCAGCAACCUGAAAUCCGCCGAGGAGCUCGAGAACGAGGACAGGGAAGCUCAGUCUGCCAAGCUGCAGGAGCUCAUUCGGAGGGGGACACCCCGAGACCUUGCUGCGGCGCAGGAACUGAUGAAAGCGCUCGCUGGUGCAAAUCCCGAAGCGAAACCCGACUACCGCGCGCAGGCGCUCACGGAGCUCAACAAACUCGAGUCGAAGGUGAUCCUGCUCAACGAACUGCUGGAUAACUUCGACUCGCAGCGCGGGGAGCGGUUCGCGUCGGGCGAUGCGUACGAUCAGAUUGCGUCGAUCCUCAGCAGCGCGCGGCCGAAGAUACAGAAGUGGAUCUCAGACGCAGAGACGGAGGAUCCAGAGUCGCUGGACACGUUCCUACAGAUUAACGACCAGAUCAACAGCGUGCUGAACCGCUACGACGCGUUCAAGCGGGGGGAUUACUCGGUUGCGUCGAAUCCGAUACCAGCAGAGUCGGCAGCGGGCGCGAGGACGGCGAAUGAUCUGUCUCUGAUCGAUUUUGAUGAUGGUGUAAGUGGUAGCGCUCCCCCCGAAGGUGUAGACGAUCUUGCUGGACUGUUCGGUGGUGGACAAACGACGUCGACCGCCGCACCACCAAUUUCCAUGCCAUCAUUCAUGGCUCCCUCACAAUUCGCGGGCACAAACACCUUCGGUUCACCUCACGCACAAAUACCGUCGAUGCCGGCGUAUGGGCAACCACAAACAUCACACACACCUAAUCCAAUAAUGCUCCCAGGUACACCGAAGCCGACGAUAGGGACGUUCGCGCAGAAUACCCAGACACAGCCUCCCAAUUACUUCGGUAACGGUCACAGCGGGACUUCCAUGCCGGGAAUGGGAAUGGGGGGUUCUGGGUAUCAAUCACCGCAAACGCAUCCGCAUACUCAACAACCGCCGUCCUCUACCGCCACUGCGCCAGCAUCAUCGACACCAGCAACACAAGGAAAGGAUCCAUUCGCAGAUCUCGCAGGCCUCUUUUAG